Penicillium coprophilum is the source of this 1878-nucleotide messenger RNA. RefSeq names its product F-box domain protein (gene fbx15). Gene Ontology annotation, molecular function: protein binding. Lineage: Eukaryota; Fungi; Ascomycota; Eurotiomycetes; Eurotiales; Aspergillaceae. The transcript is spliced from 2 exons. Bases 1 to 1878 code for a protein of 625 amino acids. The record is from RefSeq and is a predicted model, not a curated record.
AUGACAACUCAACAAAGUCUGGAUACUCUUCCAUUUGAUGUGUUUUAUCAGAUCGCAACCUCGCUGGACGACCGUGAUCUUGUGAACCUCAGUCGCGCCAAUCGUGCUCUCUAUUCUCUGUCGCAAAGCGAACAGAUUGCCCGCAAGACCGUGGAAAAUGUCUUACUCCACAGUAAAGAAGGUCAGGCUGCCAUAGCAGCCCAGUCGGGGUUUCGCAAAGCCGUCGGGCAUCGGCUUGCUAUCCACGAAGCCGUCGCCACGGCAGAUCCGUAUUCAGUGGUCUGCUUAGGCUACGGAUCCGAAUUUCUAUACAAUCAAGGCUACUUGUGUUACCGUUCUGAUCAUUGGAUUCGUCUGCUGUACGUGCAUGGUGAUGCGUCCAGGGAGCUUGUCAUGGAUCUCCGCGAGUUCAUCCCUACAUUGCUGGAAACUGCUCCCGUGGAGGCAGACGUAACAGACCGGGUUACCCUCUUAAGCUACAGUGAUGAUAUUCUCGUGUUUCAAGUGGCCGAGAUAAAUGCGACCGAAGAUGGGCUGUACGUGGUCGAUAUGGCAUGGCGGGAAACCCAUCAGAGACGGAGACGUCCCCUGCUCAAGAAGGCAAUCCCAGCAUCCGCACCAAUCUUCGUACGACACAGUGGGACCUACAUUUGGUAUGGCACAUUUACUGCGGCCGAUGGCUCUGAUGGUGUGUGGUCUAUCACUGGUGUGGAUCUCGAAUCGUAUGAAUCUAUCAACUUCCCUCUCGACCGAGUGGUCGAUGGCGAUCUUGGCCAGACACUGUGUUUUGAGAUGCAUGAUGAACAUCUCUAUGCAGUUUCAACCCAGGUUGCCUCAGAUGAUGAUGAAGUACACUCCUCUUUCUACCAUUGGCUCUGUCAUGCCCCUCGCGAACAAUGCCGCAAAUGGAACGGUCGCUUCUGGCGGCGAGAGCACCAAGAAGGGCCCAUUAAUGAGAUGUGGACUGAUCUCUCAAUUCGUAAAGAUGAGACUACUGGCCGGCCAGUCAUACUUGAAUGUCGCCGUGAGUGGCGCGACGGCAAGAGCGAAAACCACCGUACAUAUUACACACAGCGACUUCCCACACCAGAAGAAGCUCUAGCGCCCCUUUCGGGGGGCGCCAUCGAAACUCCAUCCUGGGUCUCUAUGGACUAUGACCUUGAGAAUGAACACCCCUACGAUGAGCGACCUGCCAAGAGGCUGCGGCGGCAUUAUCAUGCUGAGUACGAGUCUGGCUCUACAAAACGGCAGGAAUUCAUCCCAGCUCGCACUAAACACAGGAGUUACCACCUUGCUGCAUCUACCUUUGUCGACAUUGUCAAUGACCCUGCCGGCGAUAAUCUGCGAUCUCGAGAUCGGAUCCGCCUCCGCACAGUGUCACGCAAGCGAAAAUGUCCCAUUGACGAGGAGGGAAUUGAGGGACCUCGCAACCGACUGUUCCAGCCCACCCAGGUGGACCAAGAUGGCCGUCCUAUCGAAGGCUCCGAGGAGCGAUUCGAGUGUCGUGGCGUGCACAUGUGGCCUCCAGAUAACGCCCCGCCUGCAUUACAGCAAUUGCUCUGUCCAGGCCCGCGCAUUGGUUCCGUGAAAAGUGUUGCAGAUGAACGCUCAAUCAUCUACUCGAUCGAUGCCCCUGGACUUCCCCCAAAUCAACAAGCUCUUAUCCUCAUUAGCUUUGAUCCUCAUUUCCAACUUCCUAUUACCACGUCUCUUCCUACUGCUACCUCUCCUGCAGAUGCCCGGGAUCCUGGGGAAUUAUUUCCAAAGACCCUGAAGCCACCACCUCCGAAUUUCCCCUCGCGCAAGUUUGUGGAAGAAGCACCGCCCUUUUACAUGGAUAUCAAGCGCGGGUACCAUCUGCGUGGGAGAAGGGAUUGA